CUUGAAGCGUUUGACACACGCGGUUCUGAAACUAGCGCUUGCUUUGAGCAGUUCGCUGCGGAUGGGACGGAUGUUAGCUGAAGUCUGCAAACUGUUUGUUCAGAGAGUAGCGCGGUACCAUAUAGUCACUCGUGGAGACAGCAGGAAGAACAGCCCCAGCCAUGGAAGAGGAACAGAGUGGAGAGGACCUGUCUAGUUAUCCGGCAUCGUCACAGGAGGAGAUUCACAGCCUCCCUGCCCUCCCCCAGAACCUCUCGGAUGUAGAUGCGAUGCAGCUGCUGUGGGAGGUGAAGAUGCAGCGCCGGCAGCAGUGUCCGGAUCUCCCCGAGACGGUGUCGCAGCUGCAGGGGGAGGACGGCAGCGUGGUGUACCUGGUUGGGACGGCACACUUCAGUGAGAGCAGCAAGCAAGACGUGGUCCGGACGAUCCAGGCAGUGCAGCCGGAUGUGGUUCUGGUUGAGCUGUGUCAGUACAGGGUCUCUAUGCUGAAAAUGGAUGAGAAAACGCUGCUAAAGGAGGCCAAAGAAAUCAACCUGGAGAAGGUGCAGCAAGCCAUCAAGCAGAAUGGAGUAAUGUCAGGGCUGAUGCAGAUCCUGCUUCUCAAGGUGUCGGCUCACAUCACAGAGCAGCUGGGCAUGGCGCCAGGGGGAGAGUUCAGGGAGGCCUUCAGAGAGGCUGGCAAGGUGCCCUUCUGUAAGUUCCACCUGGGGGACCGGCCCAUUCCCGUCACCUUCAAGAGAGCCAUCGCAGCGCUGUCUCUCUGGCAGAAAAUGAAGCUGGCCUGGGGGCUGUGCUUCCUGUCCGACCCCAUCAGUAAGGAGGAUGUUGAGAAGUGUAAGCAGAAGGACCUGCUGGAGCAGACCAUGUCAGAGAUGAUCGGGGAGUUCCCUGACCUGCACCGCACCAUCGUAGCCGAGAGAGACAUCUACCUCACCUACAUGCUGAAACAGGCAACCCAGAGAGUGGAGCUCCCUGCACUGCAAGAGAAGGUCCCGGCAGUGGUGGUGGGCGUGGUCGGGAUGGGUCACGUUCCUGGGAUUGAGAGAAACUGGGAUACACCACUCAACAUCCAGGAGAUCAUGAGUGUUGCUCCCCCCUCCCUCUCCGGCACUGUGUUGAAGACGGUUCUGAAGGGCUCGGUUCUGGUGAUUCUGGGAUACGCGUGUUACCGGGCUGGCUCUGGCGUGGGUCGAGUUCUGCUGUCAGUGCCAGUGGUCCAGACCUUCAUGAGACGCUUCGUUCCCAGUGGGCCCUGACUGGACCGGACCGGACCACACUGACGGACGCGGGAGCAGAGACCUCUUUUAUUCUUGUAGUUUACUGGGUUAUGAAUAAUAACUGUUUGCCUUAAUCCUACUGGCUGUAGGUCACUUAAUUACCUGCAGGGAGCGCCUCUCAGGCAAGAGGAGGGGUUUACAGGGACACGCCCCCUUCUAUGUGUGACCACGCCCCUUUUCUAAACUUCCUCUUGUGCCAAAAUUUGUCCGGGUGUAGGUUUGUUGUAGAUUUGUCCGGGUGUUUAUUUUUUAUAGUAGUAUAUCCAGAGUUUUCUUUCCUUUAAUGCUGCAGAGCUGAACCCUUUAGAGAUUCUAAACCUCACAGGCCGUCUCAGCCAAUCCGCUUCCCAGUAGAGCGCUCGCUGCGCCCAGGAGGACGCCCCCGGGAACGGCCGAAGCGACGCACUUCAUAAUAUAAUAAAAUCAUUGGAAUUCAA
Messenger RNA from Polyodon spathula (Mississippi paddlefish), 1714 nucleotides. It is a transcript of the gene trabd, whose product is annotated as TraB domain containing. Lineage: Eukaryota; Metazoa; Chordata; Actinopteri; Acipenseriformes; Polyodontidae. Bases 162 to 1256 code for a protein of 364 amino acids. The transcript is spliced from 10 exons. The record is from RefSeq and is a predicted model, not a curated record.